This is a messenger RNA of Oryzias latipes (Japanese medaka), 2340 nucleotides long. It is a transcript of the gene wls, whose product is annotated as Wnt ligand secretion mediator. Gene Ontology annotation, biological process: intracellular protein transport; Wnt protein secretion; Wnt signaling pathway. The record is from RefSeq and is a predicted model, not a curated record. Gene Ontology annotation, cellular component: endomembrane system; organelle membrane. Gene Ontology annotation, molecular function: Wnt-protein binding. NCBI's taxonomy places the organism in Eukaryota, Metazoa, Chordata, Actinopteri, Beloniformes, Adrianichthyidae.
AUGGCCGGAGCCAUCAUAGAAAACAUGAGCACCAGAAAGUUGGUGAUCGUGGGGGUGACCCUGCUGCUGUUCCAGGCGCUCGCCUUCAUGGUGGGGGGGUUGAUUGCUCCAAGUCCCACAACACCACUUAACUACUUGGCCACAAAGUGCGUGGACACGGGCAAGAACCAGCAGGAGACAACGUGGUUCAUGCCUUGGGGUCCAAACCAAUGUGAAAAGCUGCAGUCAUUCGAGGACGCCAUGGCCAAGAGGAUUGAGGCCAACAACAUAGUGUUUGCUGUCCACAUCCCCCCACCCAAGAAGGAGAUGAGCCCCUGGUUCCAGUUCAUGCUGGUCAUCCUACAGUUCAACAUUGCAUUUAAGAUGAACAACCAAAUAGAGGAGGGAGCUGUGGCCAACAUAGAGGUGGGCCUGGCCUACAGAGACGACACUGUGAGCAAGUGGACCGAGAUGGCUCGCUCCUCUGAACAGAGGAGGCUGAACUGCAACUUCACCACUGCCAAGACUGUUGAGAACGAGGGGCGCCAUUACGAGUGUGACCUGCUGCCGUUCAUGGAGUUGGGGAGUGUGGCCCACAAGUACUAUCUUCUCAACAUCCGCCUGCCUGUCAAUGAGCGCAAGAAGAUCAACGUGGGGCUCGGAGAAAUCAAGGAUAUCCACUUCAUCAGCAUCCAUCAGAACGGAGGCUUCACCAAGGUCUGGUUUGCCAUGAAGACGUUCCUCACUGCCAGCAUCCUCAUCAUCAUGAUCUGGUACUGGAGGCGCAUCUCCCUCCUGACCAGAGCUCCUGUACUACUGGAGAAAGUGAUCUUUGCUUUGGGAAUCUCCAUGACGUUCAUCAACAUUCCAGUGGAGUGGUUCUCUAUUGGCUUCAACUGGACCUGGAUGCUGCUGUUUGGAGACAUCAGACAGGGAAUCUUCUACUCUAUGCUGCUCUCCUUCUGGAUCAUUUUCUGUGGAGAACAUCUCAUGGACCAGAUGGACAGGAACCGCUUUUCGGUCUACUGGAAGCAGGUCGGACCCAUCGUGUUCGGCUCCUUCUGCCUCUUCAUCUUUGACAUGUGUGAGAGAGGAGUCCAGCUGACGAACCCUUUCUACAGCAUCUGGGCCUCUGACGUAGGAACCGAGCUGGCUAUGGCUUUCAUCAUUGUGGCCGGGAUCUGUGCCUGUCUGUACUUCCUCUUCCUCUGUUUCAUGGUCUACCAAGUCUUCAGAAACAUCAGCGGUAAAAGGACGUCCCUGCCGGCCAUGUCAAAAGCCAGGCGGCUGCACUACGAGGGUUUAAUUUUCCGGUUUAAAUUCCUCAUGUUGGUCACUCUUGCCUGUGCUGCCAUGACUGUCAUCUUCUUCAUCAUCAGCCAGGUGAACGAAGGUCACUGGCACUGGGGGGACUACACUGUGCAGGUGAACAGCGCCUUCUUCACGGGCAUCUACGGCAUGUGGAACCUGUACGUCUUCGCCAUCAUGUUCCUCUACGCCCCGUCCCACAAACGCUAUGGAGACGAGCAGUCGAGUGGUCAGUGCAUCGCCGGUGACGCGGGGGCAAACAGCGGGGAGGACAUCCAGCUGACCACGACGAUCACCCACUUGGACGGUCCCACCGAGAUAUACAAGAUGACUGGCAAAGAGGCCCAGGAGUAACUUCUGCCUGUUGCUUCUGCGCCGUCUGUGGGGUGAAUCGGUGUUGGAUCUCACAUCCACUUGGUCCACCUGCAUGCACCUUCUGCCACUGCUGCGCUGAAACCCGAGCUUGUUCACACCACCCUGCUCCCAAAUCUGUCACGUCUGGAAAGACGUGCAGCCACUGCCCCACAGCUGCUGUCAGCCCUCCUCUCCCGUGUGUGACUCAGUUGUCAGAUUUGCGUAAACUCAAUUGUGUUUGGUAACGUUGUGCAGUCCCUCCGAUCACCAGGCCAGAUACUAAGAAGCUGGUUGGGAAGAUUCCCUGGGAGAGGGCCUGCGUUGGGUGGGUGUGGGGUACAGUGGUCUCCAUGCUUCCUGUCCUUGGGUUCGAGUCCAAACUGAAAACAGACAGACUUCUUUGUGGUUUUAUUGUCAUUUUAUUCUGGUUCUGAGGACUUAUCAGACACGCCAAUCAAAAGCUAGUGACGUAGUGCUGUUCAGGUACCUUUCUGUCCUUCAUGUCUCCUGUACAGACACAUAGCCACCUGGAUAUUCAUCAUGUUACAACGUACUGCAGAUACUAUUCUAUUUUUUAUUAUAAGUGCUUAUUUACACCUUAACAAAAUGUAUCAAACCAAGCUGACUGUAGCCUAGAAAAGGUUUUAGUUUGUUUUUUUUUACUUUGUAAGGUAAUUUAAAUAAAACUUUUACUUAACA